UGCCACUGGAAUUGUGCACCGAGCUGCUGGCUGACUCACAAGCCCUUUGUUAAAAUCUGUUUAAAAAAAAAAAAAGGAACUGAGGGAAUCUGAAGAGGACUGGAGGGCUACAUACUUCCAAAAGUGCCUGCUGGGUUCAUAUUUGGAGGCUACGGAAACCACAAGAUGUUCUUGCUGCUGCUUUCCAUGCUGGAGCUGGGCUGGGCAGCACCAAAGGCAAUGGCAACUGUUUUACAAGUUGCCCAGCUUGGUCCCUGGGAGGACAACGUCAGUUUUUCUAGCUUAUCUUGUGAGGAGUUGAAUAAGACAACAGCAGCCACCUUGUUUCUAGUGAACAGAAGCCUUGAAAGUUUCCCUCCCUGUCUGCCAAGGACACUACAGAGCUUAGACCUGAGCAGCAACCAGCUCAAGGAACUGAGAGAUCAGGACCUGAGGGACCUCUCCAGUCUUCAAGUUCUUAUCCUGAGGAACAACCUGAUCCAAGAGUUUCACUGGGGGGAAACUCCAGGAGUCUUUGAGAGCCUUGAAACUCUGGACCUUAGCUACAACAAGCUCUCAUCCAUGCCCAGCUGCCAAACUAUGAUGUUGCAGAACCUGACAUGGCUCUCACUUGUGGGAAAUCCUAUUCUGGAAAUCCAACCUGGGACAUUCUCCUGCUUUCCAUCCCUGCGUUUCCUUAACCUGUCUGCUACCCUGUUGGGGAAAAAUGACCAAGAAGGAAUUAAAGAGUCAGCCUUUGCUCAAAGAAUAAUAAACCACGUUGGAAAAAAGACACCUAUGUAUACCAUGGAAAUAUUGGAUCUGAGCGGAACUUUUCUUCCAGAAAUCCAGCUAGGAUGGAUCAGGGAUUUACCAAACCUCAGGUAUCUCUACCUUAAGAAGAUGGCAAGACUGAAAAGCCUUGAUGGGGAAAUAUUUAAGGCCACACCUAACCUGAGAGUACUGGAUUGUCAAGACUCUCAAGCACUGAGUUUUGUUAAAACAGAAAUAUUUAAAGAUACUCCUCAAUUGCAGUCUCUCCUACUCCAAAACUGCAACUUGAGUUCCUUCCAACCAUGGACUCUGGAUUCCUCCCAGGUCAUUUUCAUCAACCUCCAUGGCAACCCUUUAGCUUGUAGCUGUGAAUUGUCUUGGCUCCUCUCUAACACAGAGAAAAUGGUCCUAAGCAGGUCCAACGACACCAUUUGUAUUCCAGCUGGAGACCCCAACAGUACAUCGUUUUUGUCUUCUCUUUCCCUCUCCCAGCUAUACAGCAAGUGUCGUUCUAAAAGAAACACAGCCUUCUUAAUAUCAAACCCUCCUUCCCUGGAAAGCAAAGCUAUUAAUUCCUCUAACAAACUAUUAAAUGGAUCAAACCAACCAGUGACAACACUGGCUUCUCCCAGUUUCCACAAAACAGAACCCACAGCAUUUCCUGCUUUAGAGACACCAAACAUUACCAAGGAAAAUUCCUUCCUGAGCAAGGAAGCUACCUUAAAUACACUGAAACUUCCUCUGCCCACCCAAAGUAUUGGAAGGUUAACAAUCAUCCCUACCACGAUCCCUAUGGUAGGUCCUGGUGACCUGACCAUUCCACCCAGAGCUGGAAGAACAGUUCCGACAAAACUAAGGGAAGAAAAUGCUAUUAGGAAAAACUUCUUUAAUCGAUCUACUAUUGGACCAGGUAUCUCAGUAAAUACUUCAGGCUCUACCCCAUCACCUAGAAAGCAUCCCAGGAUUCCCUCUCUUCCACACAUGGUAACAACUCAGACCAAUCAAAGGGCAAGGAUCACCACUGAGGGACAUCAGUCAAGUGCUUCAGUUGUAGGGAUUCCAAUCUACAUGUUGGACGACUACAGUGAGGAGGAGGGGGAGGAGGCAGAGAAUAGGAAGGAUGUGGUUAAGCAAGAUAUCCUCUGUGAUUAUCACCCUUGUAAGCAUCUCCAAACUCCAUGUGAUAUACUACAGAAAUCAUCACGGUGCCGAUGCCCUGGCCUCAGUGGAGAAGACACCAUCCCAGACCCACCAAAACUCCAGGAGGUAUCCGAGACCACUGAUACAUCCACACUCAUCCACUGGUGUGCACCCAAUUCAGUGGUGCGCAUGUAUCAGUUAAUCUACCACCCUCAAGACAGGGAAGAGAAACAGACAGUUCUGAAAGAGAUCUAUGCCAUAGCCAGGGAGCACCCCUUACAUGGCCUCUCACCAAGUACAACGUACAACGUGUGUGUGUUGGCAUCUAACAAAGCAGGUGUGAGUCUAACCAGAACAAGUGAAUGGAGAAAAGCAUGUACCACCUUUACAACAAAGCCAAGUUUCUUCUUCAUUUUUGCAGGUCUGUGCAGCACAAGUGGACUACUUCUACUUAGCACCUUUGUACUGUCUGUAUGUCUUUAUAAGAAGUGCAAAACAAGACAUGCAGAACGAUAUGACACACAUCUUGUCUCCUACAAAAACCCUGCAUUUGACUAUCCAUUAAAACUUCAGACUUUUAAUUAGUCUUUAAGAGAAAUAACAAGAAGGCCUUUGCCUAAAGGCUCAGUCUAGGCAACUGGCAACCUUUGAUCAAGUUAGGUCAAGGGAGAACAGAGGAGAUUGAUGGCCUCUAAGGUCCCUGUUGGUAAUAAAUUUGUGAUCCUCUGAUUUGUCACUAUGAACACUAUUGACUUCUGCUUCCAGAGUGCUAAAGAAUGUGAGCAUGUUUCCAAAGCUUCCUUUCUGACUACUCCACUCCAGGGAAUAGGUAGACUAUGGGGGGAAGUAGUUUUAUGUGUAACAUUAGAUCACUUCCAGAGCUCCCCAAAUACUUGCAGGUCACCUUAUACUUCAAGAAUCCAUAAAUUCAUUGUUUAUAGGCACUUCUUUCAAUGAUGUCUAGAUUACAAGAACUGACAAUCAUAUAGUACUUGGAAAGGUCUUUUAUAGGCAUUAUCUCCUUUAAGCCUCUCAACAAUCAUGUGAAUUAAGUACUGUAGCUUUUUGUAGAUAGGUUUUUGAGGCUUGUUAUAGCAAAUAAUCUUUACCCUAUUGCCAAAUGGUUGAUGGAUCUUCUCCAAACUCGGCUACAUUCUUAGACAACAUACUGUGUUUCCAUCUUGAAUCUUUCCAUACUGUCUUGAGUACUAGGUAUAGUAAUUUAGUUCAAUUCAACAUUUAUUGGCUAUCUGCUAUAUGCAAUUUGAUGUGCUAUCUGGUAAAGCCUCUGAAUAUUUCAAAGACUGGUGCCACCUCAACAUUUAAUAGAAACACGUAAAAUGAAGUCCUAAUGUGAGCAAAAGAUUUUCACAUUGUAGCCUUGCCUUCUUUAAGCAUCAAGUCCAGGUAAGAUAUAAUUGAUGACAUGACACUGGGCAAGGAAUUUGUCCAAGGAUUUCAGUGGAUUCUUCCCCUGAAGGUUGGAAUGUAUGGAUAUCAGUAUAGACAGAGUUUCUGGCUACAUUAGCUGGGGGUAAACAGGAUUCCUGGUGUAUCAAGUUUCACUUCCACAGCUAAAAUAUCCUACUUUCAAAAAACAAAACACCAGGACCAACCACUUUCCCGAGACACAAGGAACUUGUCUCUUCUGUUCUUAAAUAACUGGGAAAAGCAACAACUACUCCUAUAAUCUUCAGCCUGUAAGAUUCUAAAAAGAUCUAACCUACUAGUGAAAAAAGGAAACAAGAAUACCUUUUGGAGUUUCAGUGUAUUAAACAUGGACAAAAUGAACUCUUAAGUAUACCUGUAGAUAAAGAC
Messenger RNA from Dromiciops gliroides (monito del monte), 3711 nucleotides. It is a transcript of the gene LRRN4, whose product is annotated as leucine rich repeat neuronal 4. The transcript has 5 exons. Lineage: Eukaryota; Metazoa; Chordata; Mammalia; Microbiotheria; Microbiotheriidae. Gene Ontology annotation, molecular function: protein binding. The coding region runs from base 166 to 2478 and encodes 770 amino acids. The record is from RefSeq and is a predicted model, not a curated record.